AUGGAAAACCUCCUCCGAUCAAGAGAAUAUUGGAGUGUGGUGGAGACAGGCUAUACUCUUCCCAAAGAAGGUGUUGUUCAGACAGAUGCCCAGAAGAAGAUUCUUGACGAGAUGAAACUCAAAGAUCUAAAGGCAAAGAAUUAUUUGUUUCAGUCUCUGGACAAAUCAAUUCUAAAAACCAUAACAAAGAAGGAGACGUCCAAGCAGUUAUGGGAUUCGAUGAAGAUGAAAUAUCAGGGGAAUGCUCGAGUCCAACAUGCUCAGCUCAACCGACUUCGAAGGGAGUUCGAGGUCUUGGCCAUGAAACCAGGUGAGUUAAUUAAUAAUUACUUUGGCAGGGUGAUGGUCAUUUCUAAUGACAUGCGGAAUUGCAGAGAAAACAUGGAUAAUGUCAAAAUUGUCGAGAAAAUUCUGCGAACAUUGACAGAGAAGUGGAACUAUACAGUGUGUUCCAUCGAGGAAGCUAAGGAUAUUGAUGAACUUUCAGUAGAUGCCCUACAAAGUUAUCUCUUAGUCCUUGAACAAAAGUUCAAGAAAGAACCCGACGAGGAGCAAGCAUUAGUAGUGUCUUACAAUGAAGGUGGUAGCAAUCGAGGGCGAGGAAGAAAUUCCUUUAGAGGAGGAAGAGAACAUGGUCGGGGGCAUCAAAAUUACAAAAAAGCAACCAUUUAA
This is a messenger RNA of Vicia villosa (hairy vetch), 672 nucleotides long. RefSeq lists its product as uncharacterized. Lineage: Eukaryota; Viridiplantae; Streptophyta; Magnoliopsida; Fabales; Fabaceae. The record is from RefSeq and is a predicted model, not a curated record. The coding region runs from base 1 to 672 and encodes 223 amino acids. The transcript has a single exon.